UUCCCCAUCACGUGGAUAUGGAAUUGGAUGAUGGUUUACACCCCGAUGGUCCCCCAGGCUGUUGAAGAACUAUUGCGAAGAAGAGCAUGAGAAAUAAUCUCCGGACGGUAACCAGCUCAAAAAUGGCAAUGGAGUAGGGAUGCCAGACCUCCGUUUUUCCGCCAGAGACUCAGGCAUCUGAGGGCCCUCUCUGAUGGAUCAGACAACUGGUCAGCAGUCACCAACGAUUCCAUCCAGCCAAACCAUGCAUGGCUCAUUCUUGUCUGGGAGGAUGAGUUGGAGGCACACAAUACCCUCUGGCAGGCAACGGAACAUGACAUGCAGAAUGCCAUGGAUAAGGCAGGGCCAGAGCUUGGUGAACUUCAACAGCAUACAGCAAUCCCGGUGCCGCUCAACAUCCCUUGCUUUCAAACGCCAUCUAGAGAACAGAGAUCAGGAACCCAGCUCCAAACACUUCCUCUCAGAGGACAAGAUGGCUGCCCGCUUCAACUCUCUUAGCCUGGACAAUGACCACAUCUACAGCUCCAAUGGCUUCCCUCUCUACCAUGAAGACCCCAAGUGGCAGGAAGCACACACACGACUGAAAGAACUACAGCAGAGUCUGUCCCAAGAUGAAGCCAAUGAAGAAGCCAGUUCAACAGAAGAGAAUGAGCUCAACAAUGUAAUUGUGGAUGGGGAAUUCAUUAUGGCAGAUUGCCCCAUCCUGACACAUCCUUCCUUCUUACAAGACCCAGUUGCAGGAGUCAGUCUUGUACCUGAAGAGGUAUUUCUCUCUCUGAACCCUUGUACAGAAGUUGUCCUUUGGAGCCCCCCAGGUAACUCAGGCUUGGACACCAUCCAGACAUUGAUGGCUAUCCUAUCUUCCUUCAGCGCUUUUGCACAGUCUCAGCAAGAUGUAGGGGCAGUACAAGAGGAAAUGGAAAUAUGAGGUUUCAUCCAUUUUGUUCUAAAGCCAAAACCUGUAUUUCUGGUUGGCCUGUCAGACUUUCAACAAAUGACAUCAUUAUCCAGGCUCAACACAUUUGACCACAGAUGUUUUUACAGCUGUGUAGGAACACCCAGCAUUUUUUCAACUGACUGCAAUAAACUGAUCCCCUCCCCUCAACUAUAAAA
Messenger RNA from Rhineura floridana, 1113 nucleotides. RefSeq lists its product as uncharacterized. NCBI's taxonomy places the organism in Eukaryota, Metazoa, Chordata, Lepidosauria, Squamata, Rhineuridae. The record is from RefSeq and is a predicted model, not a curated record. The transcript is spliced from 7 exons. Bases 194 to 928 code for a protein of 244 amino acids.